AUGGCAGCUAGCCAAUACAUUAACAAUCUUCCUCCCAAUUAUCUUCCUUGUUUGGAACUCAUUACCACCAUAACCCUGUUAUUCUUUCUCACAUACCCUUCUGUUUCUUCACUUUCCUUCAACUAUGAACAAUUCAAGAACAGUGAUCCAACAUUGGAACCUAAAGGAGACGUUCACUGGGAAAAUGGAUGCCUGAACCUCACUAAGUUAGAGAAAGACAGCGUAGGGAGAGUCACCUACAGCGGAAAUCUCCAUCUUUGGGAUGAGAUGACAACAGGGGAUGAGAUGACAAGAAAAGUCACGGAUUUUUCUUCCCAUUUCUCCUUCAUCAUCAAUACACAAGGCAAGACCACCAAUCUUGGAGAUGGCAUAACCUUCUUCCUUGCCGCACCAGGCUUUCCCCUUCCGGAUCCUAAAGAUGGAGCCGGAAUUGGCCUCGUGAGUCGUCUGCAAUUGAAAGAUCCAAAUUACAGAAAGCAGCAUCCUUUUGUGGCUGUGGAGUUUGACACCUUCCCAAAUGUUGAUUUGGAUCCUCCUUAUGAUCAUGUGGGGAUUGAUAUUAAUUCUCUGAACCCAAGUUAUACUAAAAAGUGGUUCACUGUCAAGGAUGGAAGAAAAUACGAUGCCAUGAUCAAGUACAAUUCAAGUUCUUUCAAUUUGAGUGUAAGUUUUAUUGGGUAUGAGAACGGCUCCAGAAUUGAACAGAAUUUCUGUCAUAUUGUCAAUUUGGCUUAUGUUCUUCCAGAGUGGGUUGAGUUUGGAUUCUCUUCUGCAACAGGUUAUUUACAUGAUGAGAUCCAUACUCUUUGCUCUUGGUCCUUCAGUUCAAGUUUAGACAUCGUAGAUCCGAACAAUCAGAGCAAGAUAGGACUUAUAGAAGCAUUGAUCAUAGGAGGAGGUGUUUUAAUAUGUGGAAUGGGGUUAUUUUGGUUUAUAAUUUGGAAUACCAGAAGACGAAGAGGAGGAAGAAUUGGUGCUUUUGGCUUUGAGCUAAUAAGCAUGGAAGAUGAGUUUCAGAGAAUGACAGGGCCGAAUAAGUUUCCAUAUAAUCAGCUUGUCAAAGCAACCGACAACUUUACACAAGAGAAUAAGCUUGGAGAGGGAGGAUUCGGUGGGGUUUACAAAGGGUUCAUAGAAGAAUUGAAUAGCUAUGCUGCUAUUAAAAGGAUAUCACAAGGAUCUAAGCAAGGGGUGAAGGAGUAUGCGUCAGAGGUCAAGAUCAUCAGCCAACUGAGGCAUAAGAAUCUGGUUCGACUGAUCGGUUGGUGCCAUGAGCACAAUGACUUAAUGCUGCUUUACGAGUUCAUGCAAAACGGAAGCUUAGAUUCUCAUCUCUUCAAAGGCAAAAGUCUCUUGACAUGGGAACAAAGAUAUAACAUAGCUCAAGGCCUGGCCUUAGCAUUAUAUUACCUUCAUGAAGAGUGUGAACAAUGUGUGGUUCAUAGGGACAUAAAAGCAAGUAAUGUUAUGUUAGAUCCAAAAUUCAACGCAAAACUUGGAGAUUUUGGGCUGGCUAGACUGGUGGACCAUGCAAAAGGGUAUAAAAGAACAGAUCUAGCAGGAACCUUCGGAUAUAUGGCUCCCGAGUACAUCUCCAAAGGAAAGGCCAGUAGAGAGACUGAUGUGUAUGGUUUUGGAGUCGUCGCUUUGGAAAUUGCUUGUGGGAGAAAAGCAAUCCAAUUUAGUGCCAAUGAAGAACGGGUUUUACUUGUGGAUUGGACUUGGGAACUCCAUAGCAGAGAAAGUGUUCUUGAAGCAGCUGAUCAGAGAUUGUGUGGAGACUUCAACGAGCAAGAAAUGCAGAGGUUGAUGAUGGUGGGAUUAUGGUGUGCUCAUCCAGAUCAUAUUCAAAGGCCUCCUAUGAGACAAGUAGUUCAGGUGCUUAAUUUUGAAGCUCCUUUACCUAAUCUGCCAUCCCAGAAGCCUGCACUUCCAAAUGAUUCUGUUGGAAUCAGUGACUUUAUAUCUUCAAACUCUUCGUCAAGUACUAGUGCUUCGAGGAUCAAUCGUACCUUCCCUUUAAGUGAUGGCUUUUUCACUGGCUCAUCACAAUCAAGCAUUUCUCCAGCAGACCCCAUUCUGCAUACAUACUAAAUUGAGACGAAAUCUGUUCUUAUAAUCUUUUAUGUAGUCUUUUCUGCUGGACAUGAGAAUUGAGAUUCUUUUUUUGUUUCA
This is a messenger RNA of Neltuma alba, 2175 nucleotides long. Its product is annotated as L-type lectin-domain containing receptor kinase IX.1-like. NCBI's taxonomy places the organism in Eukaryota, Viridiplantae, Streptophyta, Magnoliopsida, Fabales, Fabaceae. The transcript has a single exon. The coding region runs from base 1 to 2094 and encodes 697 amino acids. The record is from RefSeq and is a predicted model, not a curated record. Gene Ontology annotation, molecular function: carbohydrate binding; protein kinase activity; ATP binding. Gene Ontology annotation, biological process: protein phosphorylation.